Molecule: messenger RNA, 814 nt
Organism: Apodemus sylvaticus (European woodmouse)
Lineage: Eukaryota; Metazoa; Chordata; Mammalia; Rodentia; Muridae
Gene: Sco2
Product: protein SCO2 homolog, mitochondrial
Exons: 1
Coding region: 1-771 (256 amino acids)
Biological process (GO): intracellular copper ion homeostasis; mitochondrial respiratory chain complex IV assembly
Cellular component (GO): mitochondrial inner membrane
Molecular function (GO): copper chaperone activity; copper ion binding
Source: RefSeq, a predicted model, not a curated record
AUGAUGCUACUGGCUUUAGGGCCCAAAGCUUGGCCCAAGCUCUCGCAGUUCAAACCCCUUCUGAGGAUCUCUGGAAUUGAAACUCUGCACAUAAAUUCCCGUCAUUGGUCAGGGCAGGGCCAACGCCAAGGCCCUGGGCUAAAAACUAGAUUGCUGAUCACUGCCCUGUUUGGGGCGGGGCUGGGCUGGGCCUGGCUGGCUGCAAAAGCCGAGAAGGAACAGUGGCGCCAACAGCAGCGGACAGAGGCCCUGCGCCAGGCUGCGGUGGGCCAGGGUGACUUCAGCCUUUUGGACCACAAAGGCCAGCCUCGAUGCAAAGCCGACUUCCGAGGCCAGUGGGUGCUGAUGUACUUUGGUUUUACACACUGCCCUGACAUUUGCCCCGAUGAGCUGGAAAAGCUGGUGCAGGUGGUGCGGAAGCUAGAGGCAGAGCCUGACCUGCCCCUGGUGCAGCCUGUCUUUGUCACUGUGGACCCAGAACGAGAUGACGUGGCAGCCAUGGCCCGAUAUGUGCAAGAAUUCCACCCUAGACUACUGGGUCUGACUGGUUCUACGGAACAAGUAGCCCAUGCCAGUCGCAACUACCGUGUGUACUACAGUGCUGGCCCCAAGGAUGAGGACCAGGACUAUAUUGUAGACCACUCCAUUGCCAUAUAUUUGCUCAACCCAGACGGUCUCUUCACUGACUACUAUAGCCGUAGCCGGUCAGCAGAGCAGAUCGUAGAGAGCGUGCGCAGGCACAUAGCUGCCUUCCACAGCAUCCUGCCCUGAACCCCACCUCCUGCCUAGGCCAUCAUUAAACGGAUGCACUUGA